Messenger RNA from Aspergillus novofumigatus IBT 16806, 741 nucleotides. Its product is annotated as DASH complex subunit HSK3 family protein. NCBI's taxonomy places the organism in Eukaryota, Fungi, Ascomycota, Eurotiomycetes, Eurotiales, Aspergillaceae. The record is from RefSeq and is a predicted model, not a curated record. The transcript has a single exon. The coding region runs from base 108 to 497 and encodes 129 amino acids. Gene Ontology annotation, biological process: attachment of spindle microtubules to kinetochore. Gene Ontology annotation, cellular component: DASH complex.
CUCUCUUAUCACUUCGAGUGUAUAGGAUAGAUCGAUAGUACACUAUCAGGUCCUCGUUCAUUUACAAUCUCUACAUCUACAUCAAAAAGCCAAACGCCUACGCAACAAUGCCACCACCAUCCCACCAACACCACCCUUCUCAGUCCUAUCCCCGCCAUUCCAUCCUCCCAACUUCAACCACCGCAUCGGCCUCGUCGUCAAUGGGGUCUGGGAUGGGAAACUCCGGCAUGUCAGCCGCCAAAACGCGGCAGUACGCUCAUCUGCAUUCGCAAUUGGAGCAGUUGAACGCCAAUCUCGCCGACACGCAGAAUCUGCUGCGCAUGACGGCUGUGCAGGCGGAGGAUAUGCGCUUUUUGGGCGGGUAUGUCGGGGCUUUGUUUAUGGGGUCCGCUAAGGUUUUGGGGGAGGAAGGCGUGAAAGGGAAUUCGGGCUCAGCUUUGGCUUCGAGUGGUGAAGGGGAUAAAGGGGAGGAGGCAAAAGUGAAGACGGAAUCUUGAGGGAAUCUCCGUUGUUACGGGUUGUCGGGGUAAGUAUCCUUCGUAGACUCUUGGAUGGCAUUGCAGGAUGCUAUGAUGCGGUUUAUAUCUAGGAUUCGCUAUCUAUAUUGUCUGUUGGGGUAUGCUGACCGAGGCAGAUGUCUUGUGCCCUGUGGGGAGAUCUGAGUCACGACCCUACCCUUCUACGACGAAACCGGCAGUACCGAGGAUGAUCGCCGGUUCGUGGAUAUUGUGGUGUUCGUAA